AUGGCCGGUCCUAGCAAGUCCAUGAUCUUGGACCCCGCUCUGCAGAAAUAUUACGAGGUUAACGCCAACCGCUACAAGUACUUCCGCUGGACGCCGCGCAAUGCCUGGUUCUCCUUCAUCUUCAUGGCUGUGAUCCCCGGCACGCUGGGCUACCUUACCUACAAGACGGAGGGCAAGUGGGAUCUCCGCGGCAAGCGGAAGGGCGAUACCCUCAGUGAGUGGUAA
Molecule: messenger RNA, 225 nt
Organism: Aspergillus campestris IBT 28561
Lineage: Eukaryota; Fungi; Ascomycota; Eurotiomycetes; Eurotiales; Aspergillaceae
Product: NADH:ubiquinone oxidoreductase 6.6kD subunit
Exons: 4
Coding region: 1-225 (74 amino acids)
Cellular component (GO): mitochondrion
Source: RefSeq, a predicted model, not a curated record